UUUGGAAAAAAAGUUAUUUAAAGUAUUAAAGUAGUUUUUACUGUCGUUAAAAAAUAUAUAUAUUCGAUUUUAUUUCUUUAAAUUAUUAUUUUAACAAAAACUGAUCAAAAAAAUGUCAAAAAUGACUAAAAUGAGAAUUGGAGAAUAUUUAAUUAAAAGAUUAAAACAAUUGGGAGUUAAGCAUUUAUUCGGUGUACCUGGUGAUUUUAAUUUAAAAUUUUUGGAUUUGGUAGAAGAUGAUGAAGGAAUUGAAUGGAUUGGUGGUUGUAAUGAAUUGAAUAUCGGUUAUGCUGCUGAUGGUUAUGCAAGAAUUAAUAAAAUAGGUGCUGUAGUUACGACUUUUGGAGUGGGCGAACUUUCAGUAAUUAAUGCCAUCGCGGGUUCAUACGCAGAAAUGGUACCAGUUGUGCAUAUAGUAGGUACUCCAUCUACUCAAUCACAGGCCGACGGUGCAAUAUUACACCAUACUCUUGGAAAUGGUGACUUUAGAAUUUAUAUGAAAAUGUACGAAGGAAUUACUGUUGCUCAAACUUCUCUUAAUCAAGAUAAUGCAAAAUCUGAGAUUGAUCGAGUAUUAAGAGAAUGUUAUAUAAAAGCAAGACCAGUUUACAUUUCACUUCCCACUGAUGUGUAUAAUAAAGAUAUUGAUGUUGCCGAAGAUCUUUCGGAUGAUCCUUUAGAUUUAUCUUAUCCUGAAAAUCCUCGUGAGGUUGAAGAAGCUGCUAUAAGUCAAAUUAUUGAAGAGAUUCAUAAAUCUAAAAGUACUAUAAUUCUUGCUGAUGUUGGAACAUCUCGUUAUAGCAUCACUAAAGAAUUUGUGAAUUUUGCUGAAAAAACUGGUUUUCGUGUUUUUACUUCCCCAAUGGGAAAAGGUGUUAUUUCUGAAAAUCAUCCGUUAUUUGGAGGGAUUUAUAUUGGUAAUGUAAGUGAACCUCAUGUUCAACAUGGAGUUGAAGAAGCUGAUUUAAUCAUUUCUAUUGGAUCGCUCAAAUCAGAUUUCAAUACGGGAGGGUUUUCUUAUCUUGUGUCUGCGGCAAAAACUAUAGAAUUACGACAUGAUCGUGUAACAGUUUUUUACGCAGUUUAUGAAAAUGUUUCUAUGAGGCAAAUUUUACCUAAACUUACAUCACGGCUAGAACGUCAACCUGAUUUAACACAAAUUGAAUCACCAUAUCAAUCUCAACCAGUUAUGGAAGAAUUAAGUUCUCAACAAAUUACUCAUAGUUGGUUUUGGAGAGAAAUUGCUUCAAAAUUUUUAAAACCUAAUGAUAUUAUAAUAGCAGAAACUGGUACAUCUAUGUUUGGAUUAAUGGAUGUAAGAUUUCCUGAAGGUGCAACUUUUAUUAGUCAAAUUUUAUACGGAAGCAUUGGGUAUAGCGUUGGUGCUACUCUUGGUGCCACUUUGGCUGUUAAAAACGGUAAAACUAAAAGACGUGUUAUUUUAUUUGUCGGCGACGGCUCUUUCCAAGUUACCGUACAAGAAGUUUCUACCAUGAUUCGUAACAAUCUCGAUCCUAUAAUCUUUAUUAUUAACAACGAUGGAUAUACUAUCGAACGAUUGAUUCAUGGUCUCAAACGUAAAUACAAUGAUAUCCAACCGUGGCAAUAUUGCAAAACGUUGGAAUACUUUAGUACAACAAGAAAAGGACGUACCAUUCAAGUUUCCACAAAAAAAGAAUUUGAAUCUUGUAUUUCACAACUUUCUGAUUCCCCAUUCAACGAAAUUCAAAUUAUUGAGAUCAUUAUGGAUAAGUUUGAUGCCCCUAGAUCUUUAUUAAAAACCACUGAAAAUACUUACAAAGAAAUUCCUCCUGAAAUGCAGAAAAAAUAAAAUUAUUUUAAUAGAAUGCAUUCAGAACUCGAUAUGAAUUUUACGGUUAUUAGAUUUUUUAUUUAGACAUAAAUUCGUUAUAUCAAAAUUAUGAGAGUUUGUUCUUUAUAUUAGAGUUCUGACCGUACUUGUAAUUAAUAAUUAGAAUUGUAAAAUAAUGUCGUUUACAAUUUAAAUAAGAAGGUAUAACCGUUUCAAAUAAAUAAUUAGCUUUAAUAUAAAAAAUAUU
Messenger RNA from Rhizophagus irregularis DAOM 181602=DAOM 197198, 2060 nucleotides. RefSeq lists its product as uncharacterized. Gene Ontology annotation, cellular component: cytosol; nucleus. Lineage: Eukaryota; Fungi; Glomeromycota; Glomeromycetes; Glomerales; Glomeraceae. The record is from RefSeq and is a predicted model, not a curated record. Gene Ontology annotation, molecular function: pyruvate decarboxylase activity; magnesium ion binding; thiamine pyrophosphate binding.